AUGGGACGUGAUCAGGAAAUCAUCUCGCUGUCCUCCUUUGGGAGAGACCUAGUUGCCAGCGGUCGAAUGGAAUUUCUCAACGGGCCAAAAUUCUUCACCAAAGAAACCAAAGCCACCCGUCGCAAAGACCUCACCGUUGCCCCCAAUGAGUCUCCAAGACCAGUUGCCACUUCAAAAUGGACAAGUUGGUCGGCCUUAGCACUUGCGACAACGACAACUGAUCUAGAAGGUCCCGAACAACUCAUAGUCGGUGGUGGCGCGGUGACCAAUGUGUCCCUUGUUAUGGGAAGCCAGGAUGGACUCUACUUCAGUGAUUUGAAAGUCAUGCCGGUCCCCGUAGAGGGCGCCACGAGCAGCGGGGGAUCGCUACUUGUAGCGCCGGUCGCUGAACAGGGACGCGCUCAGCCGAUGUUCCUGUUGCCCACAGACGGCGAUUCCGACAUCUCUUUCACCAAGCAUAAUCCGUCCGUCUCAUUUACAGACCUUAGUAAAGAGCUCAAGGAGUCCGAAGGGGAAAUUGGUGUCGCAGCCAUUGAUUCGUAUGUGCUUAGUGGUGAUAUCAAGAAUUUUUUUGGAAUUCAGGGUCUCACGGGAAAACUGUACGCCUUCAAGAGUGACGAGGAUAAGAAGUCAAAGAAUGGCGGUCAGGAAAAGGGAAACAAGAAGGCUGGGAAAGAUGCGACCAAAGGAAAGAAAGACCCCCAACAGACGACCGAUAAUCUUGCCAAACAGCGCGAGGAAAUGAAUCUCAAAGCAAAAGACCCCAAAGAAGGAAAGACAGGGGGCAAGUCCGAAAAAGACAAAGAAGACAAAGACGACAAAGAAAAGCCUGUUGAUGAAAAAGUCUUGCUCAAAGACAUGGAGUCUCCCUUGGGCAUUAUUUUCCCUGAGAUUGAAAACAAGACCAUUCGGAAACUCCCUCUCAAGAACCUUGAGUUUGUCUUCAGCAACACAGAAAAAGAAAGCCUCUUUCCCGCUGGACUCCGUCUUCAAGGUGAUCUGGAGUUGAAAGAUGAUUUGGAAUUCAUCUCACAUCGCUUGAAGGAUUUGUUUGGCAGUGACAAGUCGACUACCUUGCCCAAGAAAAUAAGAGUUACGGCCCUUAUAGCGAAGGAAAGGGACUGGAGCAAAAAGCCUAAGAUUGAAGGUAUUGUGCUGCAAGCUGCUCUCGAUGAUAUGAAAUUACCCGCCUGGGACUUCUUGGAAUUCCAGACAGUUGGGAUAGAGUUGUCUGCGAGGAAGGAAGCUAUCAAGAAAGAUGAGGUUGAGAAGAAGAAAGAUUACAAGACAGGAAGUUCGAAGAAGGAGACGGAGGAGACCGAACCUAAAUUGGAAGCUGUGAAAGAUGUCGUCGAGGAUGAUGCAUCUCAUACUGGGUCCAAGGUCAAAGUUGAGGAGGUUGCAGCAGAGGCUACAGAUGUUGAGCCUACGAAAGAGAAGGUAUUACAUUAUGAGAAAGCCAUGCGUUCCGAGCCACUCGAUCUGAUGCCUAGAUAUCGAACAGGUUCCUUCCGAUGCUACCCAUCCGAAAGCAGAUAA
Messenger RNA from Penicillium soppii, 1539 nucleotides. RefSeq lists its product as uncharacterized. The coding region runs from base 1 to 1539 and encodes 512 amino acids. The record is from RefSeq and is a predicted model, not a curated record. Lineage: Eukaryota; Fungi; Ascomycota; Eurotiomycetes; Eurotiales; Aspergillaceae. The transcript has a single exon.